AUGUUGGAAGCUAUUCCACUGUUGUUCACACCCAAAUGCAACCCAACAAUUUCGCUUCAUCCUUUUCGCAGAACUGUAAACCAGAAGCACCCAUUUUUCAAUUCAAUUUCUUGCUCACUUUCCAAAAACUUCAAGAUUAAUGCUGCAAAGAAACAUGAUCAGGUUCCUGAAUCGAAGCCACAGAAUCUAGAUGGAGAAAAUAAUUCAGUAACUGAAAAGGGUAAUGGUGAAGGGUUUGAUUUUGGAUGGUUGCCUGCUUUUCCUCAUGUCUUGACUGCUUCCUUGUCCAAUUUUCUAUUUGGUUAUCACAUUGGUGUAAUGAAUGGCCCUAUUAUCUCCAUCGCCAAAGAGCUUGGUUUUGAAGGGAAUUCAUUUCUUGAGGGACUUGUGGUGAGCAUAUUUAUAGGUGGUGCAUUUAUUGGAAGCAUAAGCUGUGGUUCUCUUGUUGAUAAACUUGGUUGUCGUCGCACCUUUCAACUUGACACGAUACCUUUAAUUCUUGGUGCAAUUGUAAGUGCACAAGCACACUCGUUGAAUGAAAUACUAUGCGGGAGAUUUCUUGUUGGCCUUGGUAUUGGCGUGAACACAGUUCUUGUUCCUAUUUAUAUUUCAGAGGUUGCUCCAACGAACUAUAGAGGUUCAUUGGGGACCUUGUCACAAAUUGGCACAUGCCUAGGAAUUAUUAUAUCACUGUUUUUAGCAUUCCCUUCAGAAAGCGAUCCCCACUGGUGGAGGAUAAUGCUAUACAUUGCCAGUAUCCCUGGCUUUGCUCUUGCACUGGGUAUGCAGUUUGCGGUUGACAGUCCCCGCUGGCUAUGUAAAGCAGGGAGAUUUGAUGAUGCUAAAGAAGUUAUAAAUAACAUCUGGGGGCCUAGGGAGGUCGAGAAAGCUAUUGAAGAAUUUCAAUCUGUCAUUAGGAAUGAUGGUGCUGACUUGGACAGCAGUUGGCUGGAACUACUACAGGAGCCACAUUCUAGAGUGGCAUUUAUCGGAGGUGCUCUAUUCGUACUUCAACAGUUUGCUGGUAUAAAUGGAGUUCUCUAUUUUUCGUCCUUGACUUUCAAAGAUGUUGGAAUCACAAGCAGUGCUUUAGCUAGCUUAUAUGUUGGACUUACCAACUUUGCAGGAGCACUUUGCGCUUCAUAUUUGAUGGAUAAGCAAGGGAGAAAGACACUUCUGGUUGGAAGUUACUUGGGAAUGGCAGUUUCUAUGUUCAUCAUAGUUAGUGCUGUCAGCUUUCCUAUAGACAGAGAGAUUGGCAGCAACUUAUCUAUUCUGGGAACAAUCUUGUACAUAUUGACCUUUGCGAUUGGAGCUGGGCCGGCAACUGGUCUUAUUAUACCAGAGCUUAGCAGCAACAGGACACGAGGGAAAAUCUUGGGCUUCAGUUUCUCUGUUCACUGGGUCUGUAACUUCUUGGUCGGCCUAUUCUUCCUUGAACUUGUGGAAAAAUUCGGCAUUUCUCCAGUUUAUGCAGGCUUUGGUGGCGUUUCCUUGUUAGCAGCAGCAUUUACGUCCUCUUUUAUAGUUGAAACAAAAGGACGAUCUCUUGAAGAAAUUGAGAUAUCAUUAAAUGCCGGUUUACAAGGCAGAAAAUAA
Molecule: messenger RNA, 1599 nt
Organism: Fraxinus pennsylvanica
Lineage: Eukaryota; Viridiplantae; Streptophyta; Magnoliopsida; Lamiales; Oleaceae
Source: the annotation of a GenBank genome assembly